Dictyostelium discoideum AX4 is the source of this 828-nucleotide messenger RNA. RefSeq lists its product as hypothetical. The transcript has 3 exons. The record is from RefSeq and is a predicted model, not a curated record. Bases 1 to 828 code for a protein of 275 amino acids. Lineage: Eukaryota; Evosea; Eumycetozoa; Dictyosteliales; Dictyosteliaceae.
AUGAAUUCAUUUGUAAUUAGAAACGGCUUUGGUUUAGUUAGAACUUUCAAUACUAGAUUAUUCACCACUUCAACUCAAAAUUUAGAGGGUGAAUUAAAGACUAUUUUAGGACAAGCAAAAGUAUCAAAAUUACAAGAAAAAUUAAAGUUGGACCCAAGAAGUAAAAUCACUUUCAAUGAUUUUAAAGGUAUUGCUAAAGAAGUUGGAAUUGAAGAAAAAGAAAUUAACUCUGUUUCAAAUGCACUCGCUCAAUCUGGUUCAAUCAUCUACUUACCAAAUAGUUUAAAUGAAAAUUUGAAGACUAGUGUAUUCACAAAACCAGCUCAUAUUUACCAAUCAUUAGAACAUAUUUUAGAUAUUGAAAAUAAAGGUGUUGGUUUAAAUAAAUUAAUUGAAUCAAAGAAAUCAGAAAUUAAUAGUUUAAGACAAAAAAUUCAACCAUUAGAAGAAAAAAAACAAGUUAUUGAUAGAAAAGCACAUAGAAGAGCAACUGCAAUUAUUUGGACAGGUUUAGGUUAUUGCUUUGCUCAAGCUGCUAUUUUAGCUAGAUUAACAUGGUGGGAUUUAUCAUGGGAUAUCAUUGAACCAGUAUCUUACUUUUUAACAUUUGGUAGUGUUUUAAUUGGUUACACCUAUUUUACAAUGACUAAAACUGAAUUCACAUAUGAAGCCUUAAAUCAUAGAUUAUUUUCAAAGAGACAAGAUAAACUCUUUAAAAGAAAUAACUUCCCAAAGGAAGAUUAUGAAAAUUUAGUUCAAGCAAUCGAUAAAAAAGAAAAAGAAUUAAAAGAAUUAGAACUUGCCACUAAAUAUGAUCAUACUCAUUAA